AUGGAGCCUCAACAAGGCGUCGCGGCCGUAGGGGGCGAACCCGCUGCUCGGCCGCUCGUAAACCCUGACGAAUAUGGAGAAGUGGACACCACCAGGUAUCCUGCGCCCAAAGAUGCUACGAACAAAGUACGCGGGCGCAGCGAUUUGUUGGAAAUGAUAUGCGGCGCAGGCACUGUUGAUCCCGAACUCCUUACAGUCAAGACGUUCUACUUCUUCUUCUACUCGGCGUUCGGUUCCCUUUUCCCCCUAAUGGGGGUGUACUUCAAGCAAAUGGGAAUGAACGCGGGACAAUGUGGUUUACUCAUCGGUACCCGGCCAUUUGUGGAGUUCCUUUCGGCCCCCUUCUGGGGCGGACUGGCUGAUAGAUGGCAAAAGGGCCGCACUCUAUUGCUGGCCUCGUUAGGCGCCUGGAUCAUAUUCACUUUGCCGCUUAGCUGGGUGCAACCGGGCGCUGUGGCCUGUGUACAGCCAGUAAAUAGCUCAACAUACUUGCUAGUGCCACCGAGCUACGACGAGGACGCCCAACCUCUUGGAAGAGGCUUUCACGGGCCAUCACCGCGUCGCGAAGGUUCACCCUUACCCGUGUCAGACGCCCAAAACUACAAUCCCGACACCAACUCUAAUUGGGUCACACCAUUACACUCCUUCAUCGUGUAUAGCACACCGAAUAUUCAAAAGACAUUUUUCUUGCUACUGUUACUCGUCGUAAUCGGCGAGUUCUUCAGCGCACCUGCCAUAACUCUUGCCGAUUCAGCUGUGAUCACGUUGCUGGGCGAGGAUGCAGACAGAUAUGGCCACCAGCGAAUGUUCGGUUCGCUCGGUUGGGGGUUGGCGAUGUUUUUCGUCGGCAUUGCUCUGGAUCACAGCACGGCUUUCAGUUCUCAUCCGUGUGGGGGACCACAGCGUUAUGAGAAAAACUACACCAUAUGCUUUGCGACUUUUUCAGUGCUGAUGGGCGCCGCCCUCGUUACUGCAACUCAGAUAAGAUUCAAAUACGAAGCGAUGGGCAUUGAAAGCGAACGAGGAACUGAGGAAAUAUUAGCACCGGAACCGACACAAGAAGAGCGGCUUCAAGAACAACUGGCGGCACAAUUACAGCUUCCAGGCCUAGACACCCGAGCCCCCGCCGCCGCCCCCGCUCCCCAACUGCAACACGCUAAAGUGUUCGCUCAGACGACACGAGAGAUGCCUGAGUGGGUGACAGUGCUAAAACAGUUCCAGAACGUGAAAGCCGCGUCGUUCUUACUCGUCGCUUGGUUCAUGGGCUUCGGUAUUGGGCUAAUAUUCACGUUCCUGUUUUGGCAUUUGCAGGACAUCGGAGGCUCACCUACACUGUUCGGCGUGGCAUCAGUAAUAAACCACAUCUCAGAGAUAUUCGCUUACUUCUUCAGCUUUAAGCUGAUUACGCAAAUGGGACAUGUAAAGGUACUCUGCCUGGGCCUGGCAGGAAACGUGGUGAGGUUCCUUUACAUCUCGUGGCUCACGGAUCCGUGGUGGGUGCUGCCCUUUGAGUUCGUGCAGGGUGUAACACAUGCAGCGGUAUGGGCGGCAUGUUGCUCGUACAUCGCUCACGGUGCUCCGGCGCGGUUACGCUCUUCAGCUCAGGGCGUUCUUCAGGGCUUACAUCACGGACUUGGUCGUGGUUGCGGCGCUGUGAUCGGUGGGAUCGCCGUAGCCAAGUGGGGAACCACACGCACAUUUGCAGGCUACGGUAUUCUGUGUGCCGUAGCACUUGCCGCAUUUGCGUUCGUCAAUUUCCGAGACGGUGGUGCAUCGGAGGUAAUUGGAGGGGAUAGUGCAGCUGAGGAAGAGGCUCGUGCGGUUGCAGAGGCGGGUGUGCUGGCUCCACAUGGCGUGCCAUCGAACCCGCUACCCCGUGCGCUCUCAUCCACUCGUCUCUCAGAUCUCGGUCACCAUGACAAUUAUGGCGCCACGCAGAACUACAGCGGUGCUGAAAGUCUUAGUGUGCCCGGCGCUGCCCCGACAGCUCAACCCACGAAUCCCUUCGCUACAGACCAAUUACAGCAACGACAACCACAACCCACUAUCCGGAAUACGCCGAAAUGUUUAUUUUGCUGCGACGAAGGGGACGAAGCUACAGAUACCAGCGCGAUAAGUGAUAAGAUAUUGAUACGAAAUGAGAAAACUGUGAAGCGAGUGUGCUGUGACAAGUUAGCGAAAAUAUCAACAAAUAAUAGCGUUUUAUGGACUCCGGGAACCACAGUGUGUCAUGACGGAAUGGCGUGCUGUACUUUCCUGGCCCCUACUUUGCUGCUGCAUGUCAACCUGCUGCUAGUGGUCUUUGCUGGUGGUGCGCUUGUCAUGGCAGCACGAGCACGAUGGGACCCCACCUUGUAUGCUCCCGCGCGAGAACUUUUCCCCAAUGAAUACCGUGCGGCGGCCGUUCUUCUACCAGUUUUGGCGUUUACGACCAUAAUCGCUGCUCACACCACGUUGAUUGCGUUGCGCACGCGACACCUUACUUUACGGCGAGCGCUUCUUUAUGCGUACGCUUGUGUGGUGAUGUGCAUAUGUGCAGCACAAACCGCUGGCGCCUUAUGGGCAUAUGUGCGUGGUCGAGAAUGGGCCAGGACAGACCACGCGCUUGAAAUACGCAAUGCAGCCGCCCUAGCUGACCAAUUACAGCCCCUGCUGCAACAACUUGCACACUGGCAUCCUCUCCCGCAGCGCCUCGCUGAUAUCUUAAAGGAAGCACGUGAAGACCUGCCUCAUAAUCUCCAUGCCUUGAUCGGGGCGAGCAGUGUGGUGAUCUCUCUGCAACUCUUCGCUGUCCUUCUUGCGGUGCUGAGUGCAGUACGAACACCGAUAGCACCCUCGCGCGCAAAGCGGUCCUAUAUGAAUCUCUCGACCGCCACUGCGAUUACACCGCUGAGUUCGCGGAAACGAGAUUUAAGUUCUGGUGGACGCGCGCGAGCUGUCUACAAAAAUGGCAAACUGAUGUUGGUCGAACCUCUAAUUGAAGACGCAUGA
Leptosia nina is the source of this 2991-nucleotide messenger RNA. The record is from the annotation of a GenBank genome assembly. Lineage: Eukaryota; Metazoa; Arthropoda; Insecta; Lepidoptera; Pieridae.